Molecule: messenger RNA, 5456 nt
Organism: Rhineura floridana
Lineage: Eukaryota; Metazoa; Chordata; Lepidosauria; Squamata; Rhineuridae
Gene: KANSL1L
Product: KAT8 regulatory NSL complex subunit 1 like
Exons: 16
Coding region: 595-3555 (986 amino acids)
Cellular component (GO): NSL complex
Molecular function (GO): histone acetyltransferase binding
Source: RefSeq, a predicted model, not a curated record
UGCCUCCGCUCUGGAAACCUGUCGAGGAAAGGAGCUACUGCUACCACAGGUUCAUUUGCAUAGCACCGCCCACUUCGACUUCAGAUUGGCCAGUUUACGCUGCCGACUCGCAGCGGAGGCUCCGCUCCCCUCCGCCUAAACUAGCGUCUGUUCCCGCUUGUUUGGCUGCCGAGACAGCUUACUUGGAGCCGAGCGAGCGACUGUUGGAAGAGCAGCGGGGAAAAGAAGGCGACUUGCGAAGGCAGACGGUGGGGGCCGAAGAAGCGCGGUCGCUACUGAGAAGUAAACUAGGAUACUUGGAGCAGAAGGAGAAACGAGCAGGGAGCGAGCGACCGAACGAACUUAGUUGGCAGGCAAGUCGGUGCUUCAGAGGGGAGGCAGAGGAGGGUUGCUGCCAGUGACGGUUUCCCUGAGGGAGUUGAUGACAGACGGUUGGUUCCCAGCAGCUGCAGACGCCACCGCCUCACGACCCUCCCCCCCCGUUCCUCGCGCGCGGGCAAGCGUGAAGGCCCCCCCCCGGCGGCUCGUAGAGUUCUUAACAGUGGCUUAACGGCGGUGGCGGAGAAGGUUGGUUGUAAACUGCUUACAACAGCUAUGACACCUGCUCUCCAAGAGAAAGCAAUGAAAGGCCACGGUAUCUGCUUAUCACCUUCCUUGUCUUCAAGAGCUAUGGAGUCCAAUGAAACACUAGGCAUGGAAAGUACCAGAGCAGUAAAAGAGAAGAUAAAGGAUGGCUCUGUCACAAAAAUUACUUGUUCUGUGGUGGGGUUUUCCAUCCCUCAGGCCAAUCAUAGCACUGAUUGUUUUAACUCGAAGUGCUUUGGUUCUCAAUCUUCUAAACGUUAUCCAUUAUUAAUGACCCCCAAUUCUACUUUCCAUGUAAACAAUAAAAAUUGUAUGCAGAGGAACUCAGAAGAGCGCUCCAAGCUGAGAAAUCCUUUAUGUAACAGCACUAAUACACACUUCAGUGAAAUUAUUAAUUCAGAAUCUGAGGAGCAUGUCAGAGGGGAAACUUUAUUAGGAGCAGCAAAGAACUUAUCAGAAAUGGGGAAACUAUUUGAUUCAUGUUUAACUGAAUUCACUAAUAUAGAAGAAAGGCUUCCUAACUGUAAAGGGCAUCAGAAAAAUGGCUUUCUUGGCAAGGCCUUAUUUCUUAAUCCUGAGACAAAAAAAGGAGACUUAUUCCAUCAAGUGUGCAAUGAUGCCCUGGAACCAAACAUGAACUGCAGUCCUCAUGCUAAAGAACAGGAAUUGAAUUUUCAUUUACUUCAGUGUGUAAGCAAGCAACAGGUUUUGCUCAGCCAGGCCAAAAGAACUGGGAAACGUUUGCAAAUGCUCCUAGCGAAGCAUGUUGUCAAACACUGUGACCAGCAGAUGAAAUGCUUUGUGAGACAUCAACUACAGAGAAUGAAAACUUUUCACGAUCCAACUGGUGUUUUGGGUGGCAGCUAUCACAGGUGCACCAAAAUUAAAAUCGAAAAUAAUAUAGAGGCUAAUACAAGUAAAGAUAGACAGCAUGAUUUUGAUAUUUCAUCUGAUGAAAUCAAGGUGUUUGCUCACUCUGCAGCUGGACUACUAUCUCAAGUGGAGGAGAGUUUGGAUUCUGAGGCCACUUGUAGCUCAAGUGAAGAUGAUGAUGAGCAGAUUUCUAGAAAACCUGUGUCAAUUAACUGUAGAUCUGACUGGAAAUGGCUGGUAGACAGAGCUAAAGUUGGCUGCCGCUGGACAUGGCUUCAAGCCCAGAUCUCGGAGCUAGAAUACAAAAUCCAGCAACUCACUGACCUUCACAGGCAGAUUCGUGCCACCAAGGGAAUGGUGAUUUUAGAAGAAUUUCCAAAUCCAAAGGACAUCUUGAGGAAGCGAACACAACUGGUAGACCAUGAAGCUUUAUUAAACACCACAGGGAAUUCACAGGCUCCCCUUGAAAAGCAGGAUGCGUGGCCGGAACAUGAUUUUGAAAUGUCACCCAGCAGUCCGACUCUGCUUCUCCGUAACAUAGAAAAACAGAGUGCUCAACUGAGUGAAAUAAUCAGCAGUCUGAUUACUCCCCUCAAUCUAUCUCCCACAUCCUCUCCUCUUUCCUCAAAGUCCUAUAAGCAGAAGGAGUUGGCCAAUGGCAUUUCUAUGAGGGAUUCAGAGAACAAUGAGGAAAUUUCAUGUUCCAGUAAUUGGUUGGUUGACCAGCAACACCUGAAGAAGAGGAGGAAAGAGAAGGCAAAGCUGAGAACGUCAUCUGUUGCCAUGAUGUGCACAUCUGCUCGCACCAGACCACUUCAGAGUUUUCAAAGGAGAAAGCUGUACAAAAUGAGCACUGCUUUCAGUUCAAACCUGCAGGCUAUGCAACUGAGAGAUGCCUUGUUUAACACCUUGGAAGAGGUGGUUCCAGCUUCUACACGGAGUAGGUAUGAAUUAAGCACCAAGCCGAGGACACAAAAAGAACUCAUGUUAGAACUGGACACCUCAUUCCAUCCCAUCUUAUCAUUUCCUUCAGAUAUUCCUAUUCAUAAGCACUUUAAAACACUACUCAAGAAGUAUAUCAAAGGUGAACCUGCCCUUGGUUUAGAGUUUAAAAUGUCUCCAUCAAAUGAAUAUUUUCAGUAUAAAGCUGCUCCUUGGCAGUGGAUCUGUGGAUCUGAAUCUAGUUCCAAACAUCAGCUGAUGUCAGAAAUAUCCAAACAGCUACCAGAAGGAAGAAAGAAAAGACAUUUAAGUGAGACAGUGAUUGGAGAAAGUAACAAUAGAUGUGAAGCUUUUUCCUUUCACCAUGAAGAACCUGAAUCCCAUAGUCCUUUUACAGGAGCAGCCAAUGGUGAUAUGACGUCUAGAUCAAGUCACAGUAUCUCAACACAGCUCAAUUCAAGACGGAGACUGAGAAGUGAGAGCUCCUAUGAUAUAGAUAAUAUUGUUAUUCCUAUGUCGCUGGUUGCACCAUCUAAGUUGGAGAAACUACAGUGUAAAGAAAUUCUCACUCCAAGCUGGAGAAUUGUUCACCUCGAGCCUUUGGGAAGUCUGCACGAAUAUGAAGAAAAGGCCGAAGGUCUUUCAGAUGAUAUCUAUGCUGCACGUCAUGCAAAAUAUGAAGACAAAGAGAGAGCACGGUGGUCACUGUGGGAACAAUGCCGAUGGCCCAGAAGGAACAGAACAUAUAGCAGAAGUUCUGAAGGACAAGAUCCAGCACUGAAAGAAAAACAAGUCAACUCUGACUUAACAUCUCAUUUUUCUGAAACCAUUGCUGACAUAACUUCAGAAAUCUACAGUUCUCUCUACUUGAGGGAGUCACACUCUUCAGAAAUAAUCCAAGAAGCAAGGUCUGUUAUUUGGGAACAUCGAGUUUUUCCACUAAUGGAUAAAGAAGCAGAAGCUUUAAUGUGCCAAGAUCAGAUAACAGUUCAGCAAGCAAGUUCAAAUGUGGCCAUCCACAGUGCCUCUGACUGUACCUCAUAUGCUGCCUUCAGUUUGCCAAAUAACCAGCCACAAAAGAAAAGCUGUGCCAAUGAGCUGGAAGACGGCAACCAUGUUUACUUGGGAAUUGGCAGCUUGAAAAAACAGAGGUGACAGAAAAUAAUGUGGUUCAUCAAGGAAGCCAACCAAAGUGAAGUGAUGUGUAAGUUUUGACAGGCAGGAUAAGAGCUGAAGAGUAGUUUCUUUUUAUCUGAACAAUGAGAAGACUGCUUUUAGUCUGGAUGUUUAACACCUUUGAUGUCAAAAGUGGAAGCUCUUAACUGCAACCACCAGUUGCCAACACAUCUGAGACUGAAAAUAUUAUUUUAAAUGUAUGUAUGAUUCCUGUGCAGCAAAAUGUGUUGUUUUUUUUACUUAGCAGUGCUGAAAUUUCAACUGAAGACAAAUAGCUACCCAACAAGUAGUUGCUUUUGUGAGUAGCAGGAGCAUACAAGUCUACUGUUUUGCCCAGUGAUGCAUCAACCAUUGUAAAUGUGAUGGUUACUCAACUCGCUAGAGAAAAGCCAAAAGUUUCUUUACAUGAAGUAAAAUGAAUUUCUGUAAUUGAUUUCCUGGAUUUCACAAUGGAUCUUUUUCAUUUUUGAGUAAAAGGAAUGGAAAGGACUAAGAAUGUGGAAUACUACACUGGAACUAUUUACCAUUUUUGCUACAGCUUUAAACAAGUUUACUAUGACUUUGUCUAGCCUACAAAAACUGUCUACUAUAUUACAUUUAAGCAGAUUUAUGAGUAUGCAAUCCAUACCUUGCAGCAUUUAUAUAGGAAUAUAGACAUUUAACUAAUUUUAGUAUUACAAACAAGGCAAUAGAUACUGAGAGAAAACCAAAUUAUUUUCAUAUUCAAAUUCUUUAAUGCUGUGUUUAGAAUGUUAUCUGCAUUCUCCAGUGAUGCUAGGUGUUCAAAAGUAAUACAGGCUUGCCACCCACAUUCAGUGAUGCUAAUUCAUUAUGAUAGUAUACUGUGAAAGAAGAUGGAUCUUCUGUCAGGAACUGUUGAAGGCUGUAAGGAAAGCAUCAUUGUUAAGCAAGCUUCAGUGUCUUGUCCAGAACUAAGCUAGUUAGCUGGUAGACAGUCCAGUUUUAGCACUCCCCCCCUCCCGGACUGGAAGUACACUGGAUAUUGUAAAAAUGUUCAGCUGCAUUUCUACGUUACAGACUGUUAGAUUGUAGCUUCGUGCAAAUUUUGGUUUUAACUUUUUAAAACAUUUUUUGUCCUGAAAAUUAAAACUUUUAAUCUUGCCUCUGACAUAGCCAUUUUCAAUGCAAGGUUUUAAAAUUAAAAAUUAUUUCUGUACACUACAGUGUGAUGUUGAUGGAUUGAGAUGCUUAAUGGAGAGCUGAACCAUGUAAAGUGGUACCCCUUUAGGAGCUCAGACUUUGUAUAUAAAACCACAAAUUAUGAUUAUGGCAUGAUAUUGUUGGCUUGGCCCCAGAUAUUAACAUAAUGUAUAAUAGACCAUGAGAUGGCCAGCCCCUCUGGUUUCUCUUCUGAUCUUCUUCCAGGGCCUGGGUCCUUUGUAGCAGUGUGGGAGAAACUGCAGCUCCUUGAUUAAAAAGUGGCAGUUCCUUCAUGUUUUGCCUUUAAAAACGAUUCAAGCGAUUUGAUUAUUGCAAGACAAUAGAAAUAAUAUAUAUAGGAAACACCCUAGGGAAUAAAUUAGCCAGUUUGACUUUAUUGUUGUCAUUCCUCAUUCCCAACCUGAUACAAGUAUCUUGAGAUCAUAUACCUGUACUGCUGCUAGCCAACAGUAGACUUUCCUUUUCCUGGGUAUAGCUUUUGUCUCCCAAUUCUUUUCUAAUGCUUAAAUUGCAACACCUUUAUAAAAUUAGUACACUUAGGACCUGGCCAGAACUCUGUUCUUAAACGAGAACAAAAAACAUGAGGAUCAAAGGUGUGUGUGUGUGUGCUUAAAUAAAAGAAAUUUAUUUGGUUCACUCUAAGGUCUUGCUAAAUCCAACUUCUUUUUCUCUCUAAAAUAAACAGAACUGGCCCGCAA